Molecule: messenger RNA, 1113 nt
Organism: Penicillium antarcticum
Lineage: Eukaryota; Fungi; Ascomycota; Eurotiomycetes; Eurotiales; Aspergillaceae
Exons: 6
Coding region: 1-1113 (370 amino acids)
Source: RefSeq, a predicted model, not a curated record
AUGGCUAAUGACUGGGCUGAUCGGAGCAAGCAACAGUAUAACGGCAAUGCUCUUGUGGGUACUGCUGUUGCCAUUGCUAUCCUGCAAAUAUUCUUUGUUGUGGCCAGGCUUGGUACUCGGUGUAUGCAGCGGAUGAAACUUGGCGUUGAUGACUAUCUGGUCUUGCUCUCUUUGGUUGCAGGCUUGGCAAAAUCAACCAUAUAUAUCAUAAUGCUUACAAUCGGGGGAAUGGGAUAUCACUAUGAUUUCAUAUCCAAAAUAACCGAGAAGGACCUUCUUCUAGAGAAAGGCUUCUUCGCCAUUGAAAUCCUCGACUACCCAUUCAACAUAACCCCAGCGAAAAUAGCCCUACUUAUAUUCUACGUGCGCAUCUUCAGCGUCCGCAAGUUCCAAGUGAGCGCAUAUAUAGUCGGGUUCUUAGUCCUCGGAGUCGGGCUUGCAACAUUUAUCAGGGCAUUCUUCGAAUGUCGGUACACCUCAAUCUUUGGGACCACGAGUGUCACGAAUGAGACAUGUUUUCAUGGAGUAGUGGCCUUUCGGAUCCUUUCGCCGCUAAAUUCCUUGACUGGUCUGCUGAUCCUUGUGCUCCCUAUGCCGUUUGUUUGGAAAUUGCAUGCGCCCCGAGGACAGAAGAUAGCACUGACGGGUAUUUUCCUGCUAAGUGGAAUAGGGGUUGUUGCUAGCAUUCUAAGAAUGGCUGUGUACUUCACCGACUACCCAGCAGUGGCCCAUAACCUCGACCCGACAUGGAUUCCCAUCAAAUGGGGUGUUUUGGCUGUCAUUGAGGGAGGAGUCGUUCUCAUUGCUGCCUGUCUCAUGAGUAUCUGGCCUCUAUUGACUAGACUCAUGCCGCGGCGUGUUCAGGCUACUCUUUCUCGUCAUAGUCCGCGUCACGUUCCGCGUGACUAUCACCAGUACUGGUAUCACAAAGAUCUUCCAAACAAUAAAACUCCACAGGAGAUUUCUCGUUGGAGGGAGAUUCAGGGCGGGGAGAGUUCUGGUAACUCGCCGCCUUCGCCUAGUUCGUUGGCUGACUUGGAGGAUCAACGGCUGUCGAUUCUUGCGGAUGACAGGGAGACUGAUAUUUCUACAAUUGGCGUGCGGCUCUCAUAA